Messenger RNA from Halteromyces radiatus, 572 nucleotides. Its product is annotated as cyclophilin-type peptidyl-prolyl cis-trans isomerase. Gene Ontology annotation, biological process: protein folding; protein peptidyl-prolyl isomerization. The transcript is spliced from 4 exons. The record is from RefSeq and is a predicted model, not a curated record. Gene Ontology annotation, molecular function: peptidyl-prolyl cis-trans isomerase activity. Lineage: Eukaryota; Fungi; Mucoromycota; Mucoromycetes; Mucorales; Cunninghamellaceae. The coding region runs from base 118 to 504 and encodes 128 amino acids.
UUUUUUGAUAUUGCUAUCAAUAACAAUCCCGCAGGUAGAUUAACUUUCAAGCUCUUUUCUGACACUGUACCCAAGACUGCUGAAAACUUCCGUGCACUUUGUACCGGUGAAAAAGGAAUGGGUCAAUCUGGAAAGCCUCUCCAUUAUAAGGGUAGUAAAUUCCACCGUAUUAUUCCUGGUUUCAUGGCUCAAGGUGGUGAUUUCACUUUGGGUGAUGGUCGUGGUGGUGAAUCCAUCUAUGGUCGCACUUUUAAUGAUGAAAACUUCACUUUGAAACAUACUUCCAAAGGUCUUUUGUCUAUGGCCAAUGCUGGUCCUAACACUAACGGAUCUCAAUUCUUCAUUACUUUUGACGAAACUCCUUGGUUGAAUGGUGCUCAUACUGUGUUUGGUGAGGUUACUGACGGUAAGGAACUUUUGAACAAGUUGGAAGGUCUUGGUAGUCAAAGUGGCCGUGUUGUUGAUGAAGUCAAGAUUGUCGAUUGUGGUGAAAUCAAACAAUAGAUUAGAUUAUGUUAUAAUAUAAGAUGAUAUAUGACAAUAAAAUGACCAUUUUUUUUUUUUAUCUUCAA